AUGGUGCUCACUCACCUCAUCCUUCUAGCUACUAUAGCAAAGCUCGUAGCGGCACUGCCUUUGGACAGUAACACGGCGCCUCUGUAUCGCUCAGAUGUUCACUUCAACGUCCAGCAAGCCGCUGCAGGCGCAGUGCCGCUGAACAAACAGCUGAUGGGGCUGUCCAUUGAAUUUGGGAACACGGUAGAUUAUUUUGGUGACGUGGACAAUCCAAACACCUUCUCAAAACAACUUCUACAGAACAUCGUCGAUCGGUCUCGGAGUCCAGCUAUCCUACGCAUAGGUGGCAAUACUCAAGAUCGAGCUAGCUUCUGCGAGAACUGUGAUCAGACAAUGAGUAGCAUUGUGCUAAACGACCCCAACGACCCCAAGGGUACUGAAGCAGUUGAGGUUACGUUUAACAAGAACUUAUUUAAUGUCCUGACGAACAACGUGCCAUCUAGAACUCCGCUCAUUUUUGGACUCAACUUUCGCAACAACAGCUACUCCCUGGCCCAAGCUGAGAUCGACGGUGCCUUCAAAUACAUCGACCAAUCUCUGGUGAUGGCAUACGAACUAGGCAAUGAAGUGAACCUGUAUGGUGACUUUCGACCAGCAGACUACGACGUGAAUGAUUAUGCCUGUCAAAUGCAUGAAUGGAUACCACGUCUCCGAGCUCGCUCGUCGGCCACUUCCAGCUUCCAGUUUCCAUCAUUUGCAGGCCCGGAAUUAUUCAAGCCGGAUAUGAGUAUCUCGGAACUAGUGAGGUUAGACGUGCCACAGUCUAUUCCAGGGAUUGAAUAUUUCUCCGUCCAUGGCUACCCCUGGAAUAUAUGCACGGACGAAGACGCAGCCAAAGUCGACCUAAGAAACCUCCUCGACCACAAGCAGACCCUAGCCCUCCUUGAUCAAUACAGCGGCGAGAUAUCCGCCGCAAAACCACUGGGAAAAAAGAUACACAUGGGCGAAACAGGCUCCGUUGCCUGCCACGGGAAGGACGGGGUAUCGAACACGCUUGGAGCAGCACUCUGGCAACUGGACUACGCGCUCGCCGGCGCCACAGCUGGGAUUGAUCGAUUCUUCUUCCAUAACGGCAAAGGCGACUUCUACUAUUCUACGUGGGAGCCGUUGCCGACAGAUACAUCGCCGGUCCCCCAUAUUAACCCUACCAUGCUCUUUAUUGCAGACCUCGUAGCAGAUCUCAAGGUUCCCAGGAUCGCGCCGAUAACGUCGCUUGAUUCCAGCUCUGCUGUACAUUUUGCUAUUUACGACAAUGACCAGAUGGAGAAGCUUGUUAUCUUGAAUAUGGAGUAUUUUAACGAGACAAAUACCCGGUCGAGUAGGGAGUUCAACGUUGUCUCUAGCCUUGGGUCCAAUCUAAGGGUUAGACGCUUGACGGGCCAAAGUUCCGAUGCGAGAACCGGCGUGACUUGGACUGGUCAGAGUGUCGACGCGAGCGGGGGAAUCAUAGGUGACUUGAGCAUCGAGAAUAUCUCGACUGGCCUCGUAACUCUGCUCGCUUCGGAGGCUGUCAUAGUAGAAAGAGGGUAAUACUGACAGCUGCUAUAUAGCAACAACCAAUGAAAUAGGCAAUACAAAGCAUAUAACGGAAAGGGGGAUUUGCUGGCAGUUAUCAGUAAACUAGAAUGCAAUUUUUAUCUAGUCGAUUUGACUAUCGAACGCUAGGUGCAGCCAGUGGGGUACCUAACUGAAUUGAAGAAAAGGACGAGAUGAGGAGAUUCAAUUGUGAUCUAGAUCAAGCUUUUGAUGGGUGGAAGAAGUAUUGACGCACGUUGUAUAGACCAAGCCGUAUGCUUAGCUGGAUCGAACCUGGGGAUUGAUUUCACUGUCAUGGCAAGAUGACUUAAUUGUUUAUGCUUUCGGAAGUAGACGUGGAUUGCUCCAUAAUUAUUAGGGUUUUGAUGUCAUACCUAUUGGCACUUGCCGGGUUUUGACGAUCUGCAUUCUGGAAUGUUAAACCCGCCCCCAGGAGCUGGGUUUUC
This is a messenger RNA of Aspergillus pseudonomiae, 1982 nucleotides long. Its product is annotated as glycosyl hydrolase family 79 C-terminal domain-containing protein. The record is from RefSeq and is a predicted model, not a curated record. The transcript has 5 exons. Bases 1 to 1530 code for a protein of 509 amino acids. NCBI's taxonomy places the organism in Eukaryota, Fungi, Ascomycota, Eurotiomycetes, Eurotiales, Aspergillaceae.